This is a messenger RNA of Arabidopsis thaliana (thale cress), 2055 nucleotides long. RefSeq names its product eukaryotic release factor 1-3 (gene ERF1-3). The record is from RefSeq and is marked reviewed. Gene Ontology annotation, biological process: translational termination. The coding region runs from base 458 to 1765 and encodes 435 amino acids. Gene Ontology annotation, molecular function: translation release factor activity. NCBI's taxonomy places the organism in Eukaryota, Viridiplantae, Streptophyta, Magnoliopsida, Brassicales, Brassicaceae. The transcript has 2 exons. Gene Ontology annotation, cellular component: cytoplasm.
UCACAGUAUCUGAGAUUCGAAUUCCAAAUCCCUAGGUGUAUUAAUGAACAUUUGGUCAACCAAACCAAUGUACCACCAAAGGGGCUUACACGAACUUUACUUUUCUUUAGGAAGAAAAAUAAAAGUCAGUUCAAAAAAAUACAUUGUCCGUUUAUAAUGGGCUUUUAACGUUAAAGCCAAGCCCAUAAUGAUACAUGACAGCCCAUUCAUUUUAGUACUCUAAUUUGGGGUGAAUAAUCCGUCCCGCGUUAAAAAACACAGAAUCAAAAUUACUUCAUAUCUUCUUCACGUGAGAGUCACGUGUUCGGUAAAAGUGGUUGAAAGUUGAAACCCAUUGGGGAACAAAAACCUAAAGGAGUCUCAUUUCUGCUGGGUCGAGAAAUCGCUGAUAGAGAGUAGAGAGACACACGCAGAUUUUGAGCUGCGUGCUCUGUUUUAAGCUUGAAGGAGGAAAAACAUGGCAGACCAAGAAUCAGAUAAGAACAUUGAGAUUUGGAAGAUUAAGAAGCUAAUCAAAGGACUUGAAACCGCAAGAGGUAAUGGAACAAGUAUGAUCUCUCUUAUAAUGCCUCCUAGAGAUCAAGUAGCUCGUGUCACUAAGAUGCUUGCUGAUGAAUACGGAACCGCCUCAAACAUCAAGAGUCGAGUGAAUCGUCAAUCUGUUUUAUCUGCCAUUACUUCUGCUCAACAAAGAUUGAAGCUUUACAACAAAGUUCCUCCGAAUGGUCUUGUUCUCUAUACUGGAACCAUUGUUACUGAUGAUGGUAAAGAGAAGAAAGUGACGAUUGAUUUCGAGCCUUUUAAACCGAUUAAUGCUUCGUUGUAUUUGUGUGACAAUAAGUUCCACACCGAGCCUUUGAAUGAGCUUUUGGAGUCUGAUGAUAAGUUUGGUUUCAUUGUUAUGGAUGGAAAUGGAACUUUGUUUGGUACUUUGAGUGGGAAUACAAGAGAGGUUCUUCAUAAGUUCACUGUCGAUCUUCCGAAAAAGCACGGAAGAGGAGGACAAUCUGCGUUGCGAUUUGCUCGUCUUAGGAUGGAGAAGAGACAUAACUAUGUGAGGAAAACCGCGGAGCUUGCCACUCAGUUUUACAUUAAUCCAGCUACGAGUCAGCCUAAUGUCUCUGGUCUUAUACUUGCUGGUUCAGCGGAUUUUAAGACCGAGCUAAGUCAAUCAGAACUGUUUGAUCCUCGUCUUCAAGCUAAGAUAUUGAAUGUGGUUGAUGUUUCUUACGGAGGAGAGAAUGGUUUCAACCAAGCAAUUGAGCUGUCUGCUGAGAUUCUAUCUAAUGUGAAGUUCAUACAAGAAAAGAAAUUGAUUGGGAAGUACUUUGAGGAGAUUAGUCAAGACACUGGGAAAUAUGUUUUCGGUGUUGAAGAUACUUUAAAGGCUCUGGAAAUGGGUGCUGUUGAGACUCUUAUAGUGUGGGAGAAUCUAGAUAUUAAUAGGUAUGAGUUAAAGAACAACACGACCGGAGAAAUCGUGAUUAAGCAUUUGGGAAAGGAUCAAGAGAACAACCAAAGCAAUUUCCAUGAUGCAGAGACUAAUGCAGAGUUAGAAGUUCAGGAGAAGAUGCCUCUGCUUGAAUGGUUUGCUAACGAAUAUAAACGUUUUGGUUGUACACUUGAGUUUGUGACUAACAAGUCCCAAGAAGGAUCACAAUUUUGCAGAGGCUUUGGCGGUAUUGGUGGAUUGUUGCGGUACCAGCUUGAUAUGAGGACAUUCGAUGAAUUAUCCGAUGGUGAAGUUUAUGAAGACUCAGAUUAAGUAAGAGAAAAUGUGGUUUAAGAUCUGAAGAAGGAUUUGAAGUUUGGGGAAAAAAAGAAAGACUAUGAACUUUUGUUUGAUAUACUUUGUCUCUCUCUAUUAUCUUCUGUUGCCGCUUUUAAGUUUUUCUGAAACAGUUAUGUUAAAAUGUAUGAGAAAUUUGAGCUUCAUUAUACUCUAUUUUGAAGACAUUUCUUAUUGCCUAUUUGAGAAUUAGCUAAACAUUAAUAUUGCCUUAACAGUAAUGUUAACGGUAAUAUAAAGUCUAAUUAGUCUAAGUGAGAAUCAAC